This is a messenger RNA of Pungitius pungitius (ninespine stickleback), 2610 nucleotides long. RefSeq names its product terminal nucleotidyltransferase 2 (gene tent2). The transcript has 15 exons. The record is from RefSeq and is a predicted model, not a curated record. Gene Ontology annotation, molecular function: poly(A) RNA polymerase activity. Lineage: Eukaryota; Metazoa; Chordata; Actinopteri; Perciformes; Gasterosteidae. The coding region runs from base 129 to 1574 and encodes 481 amino acids.
CAUUACGUCAUGGCUUCAAUGCGGAAGUCGGUUCCCAGGAAACCAGCACCUUCCAGUUUUGUUUACAUGUGACAUUACAUUUGGAGAUCAGCCGAGUUAAUGCUGGAGCUCUGUGAAGGACAGCAAGGAUGUUUCCCCGCGCCGCCGUACCGAGGCGGCCGUACGACUACCGCCACGACUCGUACCCGCCGCAUACCCCGGUGUCCCGGUGCUACGAUUACAGCCACCAGAGGCUGGCAGGUGUCAACAACUUCCAUGGCCCGGGACCUGAGAGGUUUCCUACGUAUGAAUGGAAGCCCAGACCACCAGCAGCAGCCCCCGUUCAUCCUCACACACCAACUAUGACCAAUGAGCGCAAGAGGCGGAACGAUGAAUACAGCCCCCACGUUGUGAAGCGCCAACGCCUUGAACCUUUAUUUCGAGGCCCUCCCCCUCGUUGUCCUGACCAAGUUCUGGCAGGGUCAUCAAGAUCAGCCUUAGCUGGUUUUGAUCGCUUUUAUCCCAGCCCACGCGCCCAUAUCCAGCCUCUGCUCACUGCUGUGCCAAAAAGCCCCAACAUCUUGAAAGCAUGUUUUAAGGACAAGGUACUGCAUUGUACGUUAAGUGAUCAGAUGGUGGAGGUGUUUGAGGCGUGCCAGCAGCAAGCUUCCGAUUUGGCCCGAAAGGAGACGUGCCGAGCCCGGCUUCAGGAAGACAUACAGAGUGUCUACGCAGUCGCACGGCUUUACUUGACUGGAUCUUCUAUGAAUGGAUUGGGCUGCCGGAGCAGUGAUGCUGAUCUCUGUCUGGUCCUCAAAGGGAAUAAAAGACAGGAUCCUAUACAUAUACUCUCUGUCCUCCAAAGGCUCUUCAAGUCGCUGUCAUAUGUAGAGAAGACUCAGCUGAUCAGAGCCAAAGUGCCCAUCCUCAAGUUCAGAGAGAAAGGCAGUGAUCUGGAGUUUGAUCUGAAUAUCAACAACACAGUGGGCAUCAGGAACACAUUCCUUUUGCGGAGUUACGCCUAUGCUGAUCUCAGAAUAAGACCCUUGGUCCUUGUUGUCAAGAAAUGGGCACGGCACGGUCAAAUCAACGACGCCAGCAAAGGAACGUUGAGCAGCUACACACUUGUGCUGAUGGUGCUGCACUUUCUCCAGACUCUCAAGGAACCUGUCCUUCCCUGUCUACAGAGGGACUACCCUGAGUGUUUUAAUCCCCUCAUGGACAUUGACAUGGUUCCAGAUGGACCCAAACACAUCCCCCCCUUCCUCUCACAAAAUCAAUCCUCUCUGGGAGAGCUUCUUCUAGGCUUUCUCAAAUACUAUGCUACAGACUUCAGGUGGGAGAGGCAUGUGAUCUCCAUUAGAGAGGCCACAGCCUUUCCCAAAAACAAAUCUCAAGCGUGGAGAAACAAAUACAUAUGUGUGGAAGAGCCAUUUGAAAGAAACAACGUUGCCAGGGCAGUCCAUCAGAGGGUCAAGUUUGAGGCCAUUAAAGCCGAGUUUGCCGAGUCAUGCCGGAUACUACAGCACAGGAAGGACCUGAACUCGAUCCUGCCGGUCCAAACCAUCAUUAAUAAGGAAUUAUCCAGGAGAUGAGCGGCUCCUUUUAAUGAGAAGAGAACACAAGGGUCUUCUACCUCAAGACAGGCCAGUUGCCAAAAACGAAGCGAGACCCUUUGGGUGCGCUGGGAGAGGAGCCCUGCCACCCCAGCACCUUACAGACAGAGAUCAUCUGGGACUCCGAAUGCUCUGGCUGCCUUGCUUUUGCUUGCAGAUUAUAGUUCCUGUUCGUGUUUUGAAAAAUAUUGCUCUUGACUUCAAAUUGCCAUAUUAUUGAAACGGAUGAUGAAAAUACAGUAUUUGUGGAGUGGCACUAGAGGGCUCACUUCACCAAAGCACGAUAGUAAUGAGCCGUGUUAUAAGAGAGAGUCCUCUCUUUCCCAGCGCACAUUGCAUUAUGUGGUAAACCUGCGGUAAACUGACAACUUCUGAAAGACAAAAUAAUACCUGCUCAAUUCAUGUCUAGCUUAAGGAAGCGUUUUUCUUCUCUGUUUCAUCUCAGUUUUAGUUUUAUCCUCAUUGCUAGUCAUACUGCUCAGUUCUGAUGCCAAUAAUUUGCUUCUGACUUGUAUGCGGAGUAUAUACACAGCAUAUUGUCUUCAGUCUGUGUGGACCAGCUUGGAACAUCUCCAAUCAUCAAAGUUGUCUCUAUUUUUCGAGCUUGGUAGUCACGCUGUUGUGGCUUUAAGUGCUAUAGACUUUUUCUACAUUAAAUGCCCUCCUUUUUCAGUAUCAAGUUGUUAGUUUGUACGCUCCCCUGAAAUCUGAGCUAUUGAGGUUAUGUGACGUCAUCGUUCAAGUGACUAAAGGGAUUGUUAGAGGGCUGUGAAGGGAUCAGUGUGUUCGCACUCCUUCAUUGUUUUUUUUAAAUUAUUAUUUGCCCUACACUAGGAAGGCCUGUUUGAUCAGAAUCUAUUUGAUUUAUUUGGACAAAACAUUGUUAUUUGUUUUCUGUUCACUCGACGAAUACCUUAUUUGACAAAUCUAGACUUUAUCUUUUUUUCCACUGUCAUUUUUUUGUAUAUUACUGACUUUUAAAAGGUUUGUUACAAAAAUUAAAUCUUUGAAGAUG